Molecule: messenger RNA, 5783 nt
Organism: Corythoichthys intestinalis (scribbled pipefish)
Lineage: Eukaryota; Metazoa; Chordata; Actinopteri; Syngnathiformes; Syngnathidae
Product: gastrula zinc finger protein XlCGF26.1-like
Exons: 2
Coding region: 75-1907 (610 amino acids)
Biological process (GO): regulation of transcription by RNA polymerase II
Cellular component (GO): chromatin; PcG protein complex; nucleus
Molecular function (GO): RNA polymerase II cis-regulatory region sequence-specific DNA binding; DNA-binding transcription factor activity, RNA polymerase II-specific
Source: RefSeq, a predicted model, not a curated record
UCACGUGGAGCCGCCAUAUUUAAUAAAACAAAUACCCUGCCUGUAAAUUGUUGUUGUUGCUAGUAGGAAAAAUAAUGGAGCCAGGAAAAUCUCAAUGGAGCGACGAGGAGGUAAAAGCCCUCCUUGCUAUUUAUUCAACUGCGAGCGUCCAAAGAGGACUUGUGGGGUCGCAUCACAACAUAAAAAUAUUUGCCGAGAUAAGCGCACAACUGGAGAAGGCUGGGGUUUACCGCAGCGCAAAAAAAUGUAGGGAAAAAAUUAAGAAACUGAAACAGGACUACAAGAAAAUCAAAGACCACAACAACCAGAGCGGGGCAGACAGAAAAACUGGCAAAUGGUAUGAGAUGCUCGACCUCAUAUUGGGCCACAGACCAGCAUAUGGGAACGCAGAAACUAAAGAUUCCUCUGCUUCGCUUUUGCUGUCGUUGACGCAGAAGGAGAACAACCCACCCGCCCAGCUGCUUGAAGACAUCGGUGAAAAAUAUGUUCACCCUGAGUUACAUGAGUCAGAGCUUCCCAACGUUAAAAAGGAAGAAGAAGAGUACCCCAUCAUCGAAGAGGAAGACGAAGCAGAGCCCCUCUACAUGAAAGAGGAAGAGCCAGAGCUUCCCAACUUCAAAGAGGAUUAUAAUGUCACUUUUAUCCCUUUUAAGAGUGAAAAUGAGGAUGAGGGUCCAAGUGAGGAGAACAGAGGAGUGGAAUCUCUAAGCAGCAACUCAAGUCAUCACAUUUCUACAGAAAGUGACGGCAAGCACUGUGGAGCUGAAUCACAAGCCAACAGCCAUAUGGCUCCACUAUCAGACAGUGAAGACCUGAGAUUAGACUCUCCUAAUGGUGAUGAUGAUGACCAGUCUAAAGGUGAUAUGACAUGUCACAAAGGUGUCAAAUGCUUUAAAUGUUUUCAGUGUGGGAAAACAUGUACUUCAAAGGGGACUUUGAACAUUCACAUGAGAAUACACACGGGAGAAAAACCUUUUGCUUGCUCAGUUUGCGGUCAAAUGUUUUCUUACAAGUCUGUCUUAACUAAACACACAAGAAGACACACUGGAGAGAAACCUUUUGCCUGUUUAGUUUGUGGCCAAAGAUUUUCUGUAAAAGACACUUUAACUACACAUGCAAGAACACACACUGGAGAGAAACCUUUUGUCUGUUCAUUUUGCGGUAAUAGCUUUGCAGAUAGGUCAAGUUUAACUGUGCAUACGAGAAAGCACACUGGAGAGAAACCUUAUGCCUGUUUAGUUUGCGGUAAGAAAUUCUCUCAAAAGGGAACUUUACAUGCGCAUUCAAAAAUGCACACUGGUGAGAAACCUUUUUUCUGCUCCGUUUGUGGUCAAAGUUUCACUACCAAGAGAAAUUUAACUACACAUGCAAGAAGACACACUGGAGAGAAACCUUUUGUAUGUUCAGUUUGCGGUAAAUGCUUUGCAGGAAGAUCAACUUUAAAUUUGCAUACAAGAACACACACUGGAGAUAAGCCUUUUGCCUGUUUAGUUUGCGGUAAAAAAUUCUCUCAAAAGGGAACUUUAACAGUGCAUUCAAAAACGCACACUGGUGAGAAACCUUUUUCCUGCUCCGUUUGUGGUCAAAGUUUCAAUAGGAAGGGAAAAUUAACAGCACACACACGGAUACACACUGGAGAGAAACCUUUUGCCUGUUUAUUUUGUGGCCUAAGAUUUUCUGUAAAAGGAACUUUAGCUACACAUGCAAGAAGACACACUGGAGAGAAACCUUUUGUCUGUUCAUUGUGCGGUAAUAGCUUUGCAGAUAAGUCAAGUGUAACUGUGCAUAUGAGAACGCACACUGGAGAGAAACCUUUUGCCUGUCUAAUUUGUGAUAAAAGAUUUUCUGUCAAAUCAAAUUUAAACAUACACACAAAAACACACAUUAAAAAGAAAACACUCAGUUGAGGUGUGCACCUGUUAAAGAUGUUUUAGUUUUUUGUUUCUGCUGGUGAGAAUAGCAGUGGCAAUUUAAAGGAAUAUGAUAAAUGAGAUCCAUGUGAAAGAUGAUAUCUCUAAGACUAAAUAUGAAAAUCACGAAUUUCUUAGAACUUGCAAUGGAGAAAAUAUUGUUUAAACACAAAAAAUGACAGCUCAGCCAUUUUGUGAGGAAUGUCAUACUCUUUUUUUUUUUUUUUUUUUUUUCUGGACUUAACUUGUAGACUGCCAGUCAGGAUGUGUCAGAAUGCCAUAGUAGGCUAUGUGCUUAUUACUUUUUGGCUGCAAGGCAAAUUAAAAUGGCAGUAAAUGAGUAAGUAAGCUCCUAUCUCAGAUAGUUCGAGCGAUGACUGGCAAAUAUUUGACUCUUUGCAAUAAUCCCAUUUGACUGAAACUAUUGUGGCAUUUAAUAAAGUAUGUUAAUUAGACCUACUUACUGGAAAUGUUGGCUUUAAUUGAUGUUUGUCUCCACUAUUGCACAUCAUACAACUGAAAUUCUGCAUUUUUUCAAAUUGAUAAAGGGACUACAUGGGAUUUUUGAGUUGAUUUAAAAUACUUUUGUACUACAUGCAUACUCCACCAAUGCCCUGAUGAGUAGACAGAGCCAUGACAUUUUAACUGAGACUGCCCCAAAAAGCCCUUUUUCUUACCUUCAAUAGGAGACAAUUGGGGUCAAAACUCUCUGGGUGAACACGCCCCUGUACAUGUCCACGCGCGUCUCCACGGCAGCAGCCCAGUUUCACUGAGCCUCUGCCUAGUCUCCUCUUGGCAAAAACACUUUUCAAACCCACAUAAGACUUGCAACUAAGUGUUUUUAAGUUUCUGGCGCUGAUUUGAUGGGCCAAACGCUUGUUGCUUCAUGUUCCUGCUCGUACAACGUACUUUUAUUUAAUCUGUUCUUAUUUUUACUUUUAUUGUCUGGAAUGGAGGUAUCAGCCUGAAGGAGAAAAAUAACAUUACCCUCAUUGUUAAGGUGGCUGAUGGUAGAUGAUAAUAGGCUGUCCACUGGUCUCCUUAACUGAUAUUUAUGAGAAGCAGGUUAUGAGGAAGGCAAAUGAAAUACUAGAUUGUGCAGAUUAUCCCCUUUUGUUCGUUUGAGGUCCUCCCUUCAGGCAGGAGAUUCAGAGUCCCUUGUUUUCCCUUGCCCAACAGGACAAAGAACUCCUUUUUACCAAAUGCGAUUAGGCUGCUAAAUUUGCACAAUUCUUUCACAGAGAUGCGAUGCUGUCUAUAGCAUUUUUCUAAUCGUAGUCUUCGUGAUUUUAUGUGUAUGUGUUAUCCGUGUGUUUACCUGCUGUAAGAUAAGUUUCCCCUUCUUAGGGGACGAUAAACUUGAACUGAACUGAACUGUACAAGCAUAUGCGCCAUGCACGAGCUGCAGUUACGCUUUAGGCUGGAGGUGGGAGUCGCAACUAAACAAGUGAAAAACACCGUACAGCAUAUAACGUCUUUCUAUUGGCAUGCGCUGAAGGGCGUAGGUUUGCAUAGGGACGGUUGGGACAAAACACUACCAACUUUUCAGGAUGCUCAAAUUGUCCCCACCAACUUUUAAGCAACCUUAUUUGCGUUAUAUAAUGAUUUCAGUAAUAUAGGUCAUCCCAUAUGUUUUAAUUGUUGUAAUUGACACCACCAUUAUUAAGUGAAUUUUUUUCAUUAUGUUUAGAUUUACAUGUACAUCUUUUUCCCCCCUCCUAAACGCACAUUUGAUUGGCUGAUGACUUAACCCUCACACACACAUGCACAUUAGAUAUUAGACAUGAGAAGUUUUUUUUUCAGCCAGCAGCAGUCACUGUUAGAAAUGUAAAAAGACAUUGUUUUCGAAGUGGGGAACACACCAUUAAUUUUGCUACUGUAAGUUUGACCUGCAUCAGUGUUAGCAUAACAUUAAACUGUGUGAACUUGAAAAACUCAAGUAGGAAGCUGCUUCGAGAGAAGUGUCCUUCUCUUUGUGUUUUCUACUGUUAAGAUUAAAUAAACUGAGAAAUGUAGUGAACUCUUCUGAAAAUUAUGGAUGUCAGGGAAAUUCAACUUUGAACUCCAAGACAAGUGUCAACUCGAUAGCUCGAUAAGGAAUGAAUCAGACCCCAACCAUGGAUUGCUUUGCUUCGAAGUCUUUAUGAACAAGAGCUCUCGGGUACAGACGCAGAGCCACGCACUAAGCGUCUUCUCCGCAUGUGGACAGAAGAGAAAUGCAGGGCAUGCCUCUAUUUAUAGGUUGACAUCAUAGAAAAAAAACUGAAACUUACUAUAGCAUAUCCUGGUAAAAACAUCUCAAGUUACAAAAACAUCCUCUAUUAGGGGAAAAAAACAACUCAAGUUAUGACCUUGAACACCGACUCUGGCUAGAACGAUGAUGAGCUCAGCCUGAUAAGCCACAGUCGCCCAUUGUAUUCAUUCAGGGCAUAUUGGAAAACACAGGAACAUAACAGUCCAUAUUUGGGCAUAUUGAGAUACAGUCUACAACAGUCAAGUCUAUGGGAAGGCACACUCAAACAGAUUAAUAUAACAAUGAUGCUGUAUGCUACAAAGAUCUCAUGCAAGCAUAACAAAAGCAUACAAAAUAUGAUGUAAUAUGGUUGUGUUUUAAGCAUAAAUAAAAAUCACUCACAAUGGAACUAGAAAAAUGUUAGCAAGAAGCUGCAUAGAGAGGAGUGCUGCAUGUGUAGCUCACACAACACAACAUAAAACAUAAUUAUGUACAUUUUUUUUAAAAAUGUGUUUUGGGGGGGGGGGGUGCAAGCUACCCACACUAGCUUUGCGAUUGACUGGUCGAUUAUGAUCGAUGUCAUAAGCACUCCUGAUUUGGCAUAUCAAUUGAUUAGGUUCAUAUUCGUGAGAAAUGUAGCCCUCACCUCCGUUCACCCAAUCUGUUUGGUCUUAUUAAUGUCCCAUCCCGAGCAAAAAGUGCAUAUGCAGGUUAUGCUGUAAUAUCGUCCCUACCAAUGUUGAGACUAAAGCUACACCCUUGCAUGCACUUGAUUAAAGUGUUGUCUUCCGCUUUAAGCUAAAAAUGUGAAAUUUCUCUUUGUAAAAAAAUAUAAAUCAUGGAAAACAACCGUGAGAUGUAUGACAAUUUGAACAUUUCAUGGAAAGAAAAGCUGUUGUUUUGUGUUCUCUUUCCUUAGGCUGUAUUGAUUUUAAAAAACCCACCAUGACAGGAUGGGUACUUUUGGAACUACAUUUCUCAACAUAUAGCAAAGAAAUGUCUCAUUUGAUAAUGUAUUGACAGCAUCCACAAAGAUGAUUUCAUUCCUUAAUCUAUUUUGAUUUCAGUUACCUACUGUUACCAACACAUGUAUCAAAGUAAAGACUCUAUCUUUGCUCCGGUCAAUGGACCCACAUGGUAAUGAUGUAACAAGAACAUGCCAACUUUGUUCAUAUUCCAAAUGUGAGUAGUAAUAUAGGAGAACUCAAAAGUGCUUCACACGUCGAGAAGAAAUUGUGGAACUUUGCCGCCUGUCAAUUCUUUCUUUGUUUUCAGUUGUCUCCAUUGAUCGAAAGCAUCUCCAAUGCAUAUCCUUGUCUUAAUUUCUGAUUUUCUUAUGACUAAGGUUGCAACAACUAAUUGAUUAAAUCGAUUGUUGCCGACAGCUAUGAGUAGUCCAGUUUGAGUUCUUGUUUGUGUGUAAUGUGAGGCUGCGCACGCAUACCAGUGAUAAGAGGAAGAGAGAGAGAGUUCACUGCUACACUCGGGUUGCUUAAUCAAUAAUACAGUAUUACGAAGUGUCAAUUUUAGAUUGUCUUUUGUGUUGCUGGGGCCAAUUAUGUUUUUUGUAUUCUUCAUUGAUGAGACGUUACUAUUUGGCACGGAGCGCUAAACUAGUUAGUUAUUAGAUCCCGUCCCCA